Labeo rohita (rohu) is the source of this 3055-nucleotide messenger RNA. It is a transcript of the gene csgalnact2, whose product is annotated as chondroitin sulfate N-acetylgalactosaminyltransferase 2. The transcript is spliced from 8 exons. Lineage: Eukaryota; Metazoa; Chordata; Actinopteri; Cypriniformes; Cyprinidae. Gene Ontology annotation, cellular component: Golgi cisterna membrane. Gene Ontology annotation, molecular function: glucuronosyl-N-acetylgalactosaminyl-proteoglycan 4-beta-N-acetylgalactosaminyltransferase activity. The record is from RefSeq and is a predicted model, not a curated record. The coding region runs from base 393 to 2015 and encodes 540 amino acids.
CGUUUUUAUUGUGCUUCCUUUUUUUUCAUUGCCCCGUGGCGUUCUCUUCCCACAUUUAUUAUGCUCGGUAUUCUAUUGAACAGCUGCAUAAAGAAGCGAUUACCGAAAGCCUCAUACAGUCACAACUACCGAGAUGAGUUAUUUCUUUCAAAAGAGGAAUAUUGUGCAAGCAGGAUGAAGGUAUAUUCACACAUCUCUGAGGAAUCUGAGCCUAUUCAGUGUGCUGUGGUGUGAGAGGAGCAUGAUUACAAGAGAAAUGUGACACUACCGCAUUCCCUCCGCUUCACUUGGGAAUGGAUUAGUGUAAAAGACUUCAUCCUUCCUAAAGGUUACAUCUUGUCAGGGUGGGAAUGCAAAACGGUGGCUGGUGAAGAGCACCCUGCCUCUCAGAAAUGCCCAGACGGGGGCUUCCUCUGCAGGGGCGGGCGCGCUGGCUUCUCCUAGGGAUAUUUUUGCUCUUGGUACUGCUGCUGUUUGCUUACUUGCUGGAGUGCACGCCGCCUGCGGAUGUAAGCCAGGUGCUGCCUGGCCUGGGAGGUGAUCCGUAUGGAAAGGAGUAUUACCAGGCCCUCCUGCAAGAGCAGGAAGAGCGGCAUCUCAGCCGAGCAGCCAGCCUCAAAAGGCAGAUCGCACAGCUCAAACAAGAACUCCAAGAGAUGAGUGAAAAACUGAGGGUACUUCAGGAAAAAAAGGAGGGUCCUGGGCCGCAAAGCCUGAUCGAUGGCAGAGAUCAAGAGCCUGGUGACCUCUUAGAGUACUUGCACUCACAAAUCGACAAAGCGGAGGUGAAUACAGGAGCGAGGCUGCCGAGUGAAUAUGCGCUGGUGCCCUUUGAGAGCUUCACCACCACAAAAGUGUACCAGCUGGAGAUGGGCCUGACGCGCCAUCCUGAGGAGAAGCCUGUGCGGAAGGACCGGAGAGAUGAGCUGGUGGAGGUGAUAGAAGCAGGUUUGGACAUUAUUAAUAACCCAGAGGAAGAUGACGGACAGGAAGACAACAUGCCCAUGCAGAGGCAGAUGUUCACCGAAAGCCACUUCUUGGCAGGACUCUACAGGACCGAGAGGGACAAAGGCACACUGUAUGAGCUCUACUUCGCUAAGGAGAAUUCCCACGAGUACCGUCACGUCACCCUCUUUCGUCCGUUCGGGCCCCUCAUGAAAGUGAGGAGCACGUCUGUAGACACCGCCAGCACCGUCAUUAAUAUCAUAGUGCCGCUGUCAGGCCGCACCGAAGCCUUUGUUCAGUUCUUGCACAACUUCAGGGAGGUUUGUAUACAGCAGGACAAGCGGGUGCAUCUCACGGUGGUGUAUUUUGGACAGGCGGGCUUGCAGGAGGUGAAGGCGUCUCUGAGGAAAAUGUCCAGUGAGGAAAACUUCAGUAACUACACUUUGAUUCCUGUGGAUGAGGAGUUUUCACGUGGCCGUGGUCUGGACAUUGGAGCUCACGCGUGGGAGAAAGGGGGUGAUGUGUUGAUGUUCUUCUGUGAUGUUGAUAUCUACUUCACACUGGAAUUUCUUAGCACCUGUCGUCUCAAUACAGCUCCAGGAAAACGAGUUUUCUAUCCGGUGGUUUUCAGCUUGUACAAUCCAGCUAUAGUGUAUGGAAAUCUUGACUUUCCGCCCCCCAUUGAGAAUCAGCUGAUUCAUAAAAAAGAUGCCGGAUUCUGGAGGGAUUUUGGAUUUGGCAUGACUUGUCAGUAUCGCUCUGACUUUCUCAGCAUUGGAGGAUUUGAUCUGGAAGUGAAAGGCUGGGGUGUAGAAGAUGUGCACUUGUACAGGAAAUAUCUACGAAGUGAUCAGAUAGUGAUCCGUACCCCUGUAUCAGGCCUCUUCCACCUAUGGCAUGAGAAGUUAUGUGCAGACGAACUGACACCAGAACAGUACCGCAUGUGCAUCCAGUCCAAGGCCAUGAAUGAAGCAUCACACUCGCACCUGGGCAUGCUGGUGUUCAGGGAGGAGAUUGAGACUCACCUUCGAAAGCAGGCCUAUAAAACCCAGAGCAGACCAGCAGAAUGAACUACAGAAUCAACAAUGAAGAGCACAACUUUGUUGAUAACAACAAUGAAGAAAUGGGUCAAACAGAUAUUUUUGGUAUUAUUUGAACUUAAGUGAACUCUAAAUAAUAUUCACGGAUUACUGAAGACCUCAUGACAGCAAAAAAAGACCAAGUGGGGUGGGAGAACGGUACUGAUAGGUACUACGUGAAAUGUUUACAUCAAGACUUUAAUUUACAUUUUGGAAUAGUUUGCUUUAAUGCCAAUUGAAAUUUUAGGUGCACUAGAAUGACGUAUUAACGACAUGUGAAUAACGUCCAGAAAUGAGUUACUGAAGAUUAUCCUCAUUCAUGAAAAAGUUGCAAGCUAUUCAUAAAUUUUAAUGCAACAUUGCAUAAAAAAUGACUUUUACAAAUGAUUUACACGGAAGUUAUUAAUGAUGGCCAUUAAGAAGAUGUGCUAUGCGUAAAGCAUGUCUUUUCAAUUGAAAGAGCCAUAUGUUACAUUUUUAUAUUAUUUCUAUUGAAAGUGUUUGUGCUGUGACAAAAGGGAGGUCCGUUGCUAAAAGGGACAAUCAUCCACAGAUGGCUGUGGUUAAACUUGCCAUGCUGGAUUUGUACUGUAGGCAAUGUCUCUGUUGGCGCAGUAUUCAGACUUUGGGAGAAGUCUUCCACACGUCUCCUGUUUGAGAUCGCAUGGACCCGAUAUGCAUUUUAAAGCAUGUGUCAAACUUUUACUUUGCACCUUGUGUGAGGACACUGGUCAGUGCCAUAGUGCUAACAGUCAGGGGUUUAUGUUAUAGGUUCGGAAAUUUCAAGACAUUGGCUUCAGCAACCACUUUGAAAUGAAUCUGUGGUAAUGAAAUACUACAACAAAAAAGAACUGAACACCCCACUGAGACUGAACAUACGACUUCCGAUGAGGAUGUUAUGUAUUAAUUCAACUUUAAGCAGCAGGUAGAUUAAAAAAAAAUAACCAUUGCUAUCUGUUGUAGAGCCUUAAAAUGGUCAGGAUGUUGAGUUCCAUUGCUUAUUUUCUAAAAUAAAAAGGAAAAAAAACUAA